This is a messenger RNA of Exophiala spinifera, 6264 nucleotides long. RefSeq lists its product as uncharacterized. The record is from RefSeq and is a predicted model, not a curated record. The transcript has a single exon. Lineage: Eukaryota; Fungi; Ascomycota; Eurotiomycetes; Chaetothyriales; Herpotrichiellaceae. Bases 1 to 6264 code for a protein of 2087 amino acids. Gene Ontology annotation, cellular component: nucleus; Cul8-RING ubiquitin ligase complex. Gene Ontology annotation, biological process: replication fork processing; double-strand break repair via homologous recombination.
AUGGUCGAUUGGAGGGAACUUGGAUAUGUGCCAGACUCCGAUGACGAGGACGAGGACUUUGAGAAUGUCCAGGUGACCCAGGAUUGCCGCAACAUCACAUACGCCGUGAACGAUGGUUCAAAUCUGCCUGGCCGAUCAACGUGCUGGCCUCAUGAGCCAACGGAAGCCAAACACACACAGGAAAACGGGGUACUUGAUAAUCUUGCCGCCAUCAAAGAAAAUGCUGUUCCGUCAUUUCCACCCAACGACCAAGAUGCCCGAGAUUGUCUCCCGGCAGUACCCAUUGCUGGAAGCUCCGCACAGUCUACUGCCAUACUUCUCGAGGCCGAGUUAGGAAAGGGACUACGAACUGUGCAGCACGUGCUGUCUACCGCAAAGGAAGGAUUUGUUGGAGAUGACGAUGACAGUGAUAGUCCUCUUUCAUCGCCUCCGGACUCUCCCCGGAGUGUGGUUGACCAUGAAGUCUCUGCCCCUGUCCCUGUGCGUCUUCCCGACACUAGACAAACCAACGAUGAUCUCAACGGGGAUUUGAUGCGGCAAUUGAUCCGACGGUCUCUCAGAACUCGAAAUCCCAUUCAACUGCAUCCAUAUGCACUAGAGGAUGCCAGAUACCGCCAGAGUUUGAAGGAAAGAGGGCUGAAGCCUGUCCGAGCCCCGAAUCCCAGCUCAAAACUUCACCAUGGACUUGGAGAAGAGUCUCAGAGUGCGGAUGCUUAUGAGAGCAGUCAGACCCAGACACUAGAUCAAGAUCCUCAGUCAUCCAGCCAGAUCCAGACAGUUAGUGACGAGGAAUCUCAGAGUCCUGUACGCGCAACCCGGACUCGUCCGACUAUCUUUGACCUGCCACUAGACGAUGAUCUUCCCGAGCUCUCAGACCUUUUAAAGGCGCCUGUUAACCUUGCGAUGGCCAAAAGGCCGAAGAACACAAAGAAUGUGAAGCGACGAUCGGUCUCGGCAACGAUUCCAAAUGAUGAUUUUCAGCUUUAUGAUCUUCCAGGGGAUGAAGGCGACACGCAGACUAGGCCUAGAACGAUAACAAAAAGGAGAAGAUUCAUUAUUCCACCCUCCCCUCCCCAGUCUCGAGGGACCUUGUCUUCCGAUGACAGCCCAAGGUCUCUCAACCGCCUACCAUUGCCUAGCAGCGCCACACCUGGGCCUCUUCCAACUCCUUUACUAUCUUCCGAGAGACAUGCUAGGACGAGAGUGAUUGAGCCCGAUAGUUCAGAUUUUGAGACAUCCAUUGAGAGUGGCGGCGUUGAAGACGCUAGCAGUUCUUCUGAAGGCUCUGGUGGGAGUCCUCAAGGUAUACAAGGCAUUCGCCGCAGAAUUAAAGGUGUUCUACCAGCCUCUUGGUUGAAAUUAGACAUCAAUAAGCAGCAGAACCGUCACGGCGAGGAUCAGAGACGGGGCCGAUCUCCGGUGAAGGCUGUCGCAGAAAAAGGGGUCGCCCAACGAGUUUCGAGAACUGGACGCCCCAAUCGACCAGACGGUCCAAAUGAGCCAGGAACCGAAAUUCUGGCUCUUUUGUCCGACAGUGAUUCGGAUGUGUCCAUCACGGCAAAUGGCGUCAGUGAAGCGACCUAUGAUGAUCCGGUAGACCUUGUUGAUGAUGUGGUCGAAGAUAACGAAAUUGAUGCUAUGCUUGCUCCUAGAACCCGAAAGCCAACAUCAGCCCGCAAAGAGCCCCGAAAAGGACAUAAGCUACUACCAAACGCAAGGUCGACACCUGAUAGCAACAAACGUGGAGCUGAUGCAGAUAGCCAUCACUAUGUGAGUUGGCCGACCAAAAGAUCCAGCUUGAAGCCGGGUUCACGUUCGACGAAACGAGUCAAGAAGAAACACAGAAACCUUCAAAUGACUGUGCUAGAGGCCCCAGGCUUUAAAGAGAAGGAGGUGCCACGAUUUUUGAGAAUCGCUGGAAGACGUAGAGCAAGAUUUCUUGAGCGACUGGCACAGGAACCGGCGCGGAAAUUCUUCAAGAUGUCCACCAUGCAAGAUACUCUGGACGUCAACCAAGAACUAGACCUAUGGAAAGGUCGGCAGCGAACGAGACACAUCGCUAUCUCUCAUAGCACCGAGCGUGCUCCUGUUCAUGCUGGAUUACACCGUGAUCAUAAAGAGCCUCGUGCAGUUGGCUUCGAUCAGCCAAGCUCAGAACUCGAGUCUCUGAAGAAGGUUACGAGAGAUACUCUUCAACGUGUACGGCAAAAUCAUCAAUUCAACCCUCAACGACCAGCCUUCAACCGAAACGUCCUGUCUCCUGGGAUCCGUGACUACUUUCCGACUCAACCUGGACAACGAAAGAGGAUUGGCCCUAGGUCGUUGCACCCUUCGAUUGAAACUUUUCGACCGUCUUCUAGAAAACGAACCUCGACCAUACACCCCCCGAAACCUAUAAAACCACCAACGCUCCAGUCCGUAGGCAUCGGCCCCUUGGUUAGUGAUGCCUCUUCAGCCAAACGUUACCAAAGGAAGGCACUACCCAUCAGGUAUUCAAUUCAUCACACUAACUGCGGACGUACAACACUGACAAGCAACAGCAGAGCAAGUGACGCAAGACUUCAUAAUCUUGAGGACAUUUCCUGCCACAACGGCACUAGUGCUGGGAGCAAGAGUCAUGUUAGAUCUAGUCCUCCUAGUGCUCAAAGCAUAAGCGUAUCCUAUGGUCAUUCCCUUUCUCCGAUAUGCAGUGAACUUCAGAGCCCUCCAAAACCAACUCUUCAGCAUAGCAUGCUUGUCCCUGCGGCGCAGUUCUUGAAGAAUAGUUUGGCAUCGUCGACAAUGACAUCAAUGUCCGAUCCUACUCACCUGUUAGCAGCGAGGACUGCAUACAUAUCAGUCAGGACGCCGAUAUCCGAGCAUGCCGUCCCCUGCGGUUCCUGGUCACAAGUUGCCCAGGACGUCACCAAUCGUACUUUCACUGAAAUUCAGUCAAUCCUUGCCAGCGACAUGAGCCAGGCGGCCUACAUCCCUAUGUUGCGAAACGCUACUCGAUCACUAGAGACUAUGGUCAGGUACAUCAAUGAGGGACUCUACUUUGACGAUCAAUUCCAUCUGAGGAGUUUCAUUGGAUGUAUGUCAGAGAAGCUGGAUACUAUCUUGAAGUCAUUUGAUUCAUAUCUGACGUCAAGUGUCGGAUCGAUUUCUCCUGAGCUGGCCCCUAUCCUCGACAAUCUGAUGCUGUUGGCAUAUCAAACUUCUAGGCUGGCGACACUGGACGAGGAGAACAGCAUUCACCGAUGCACAGAAGUCCUGCAUAAACUUGCUACUCAUGCCUUUGUGCUAGCAUUCAGCGAGCAAUAUCUCAGAAAACUCUCUCGAGCCAUCUGCAAGAAUACAGAGGACGAGCCUACCAUGGAUGCAGCCGUCGUGGAAGUAUCGGCUUCUGAAAUCGAGACUAUAGCGCUGAUCCACAGGCUCGGCAUCAGCAGCUUCUGUCUUUCGCAAUUGAACGAGACGCUAUCAAGCCAUAAGAUCUAUACUUCACUUAGAGGGCCGGACGAGAUUCUUGUCUGCGUUAUCCUGAUCCUUGCCUGCUUUUACACUAUUCUUGGAAAGGAUGAGGUGGAAAACUACAGUCGGCCAGGAGGCCCCUCUUUAGUUUCACCAGGAUUGAUCGCUUUGUCGAACGCAGUGAACGCAUUCAUCCCUUUCUCCUUGGAUGCGCAACACAAGAGGAGAAAAGAUGUGAGAUACACUUGGAUGCUUCAGCGCUUUGGAAUCACAGCCUUCCAGUGGUGUCUAUUUCUUGUACGCAUCUUAGACGCCAACGACGCAAACAAUCUUUUGAGGAAGAUGUUCAAGCACUAUUCCGACAAGGCCAACAAUAUGCUAGACUUCUUCGGGCACAGUCAACCUGGGACACCUGCGUUUCUCGACAAUCAGCUCCCUGUCUCGGACUUGGUUCCUGAACCUCGUGACACAGAUUAUGUGGUAUUUUUGAAGCUCGUCGCCUUCGUUCUCGGUUCUGUUCCGGGUCGCGAUCACGAUGACUCUGGAAUGGAGGCAAAACUUGCUAUGCGCAAACUGUCGCUGAUUUUCAGUCUGUUGCCGAAUACAGGUCCAGAUGUUGAAGAUGACAAGCCAUUACACACUGUGGAUUAUCAAGCCAUGGCUAAUCGCUAUCUGCUGUUCGUGACAUUGUACCACUACUCCCCUGCAGGACUGAAACCUGAGCUCUCUCAGAUUCGGGGCCUAGUCAAGUUCGGAAAGGCUCAUUCUGCUGUGUGUGGAAUAGUUCUAGACAGCUGGUUCAGAAUCGUCAAAUCGAUUGUCUCGCAACCAGUAUACACAUCCGAGCUCCGGCAACUUGGAUCGUGGAUUCAGGACAUGAUCCUUCAGAUCCAUGACAAAAUUGAGCUGCUUCCGCUCAGCUCUACCCAGUGUGACAACUUCGAGACACAUCAACGAAAUCGAGAUAGUGCAAAUCAACUGCUACGCAAGCUUGCUGGGGUGUAUGCUGACGCGAUCGACCGCUGCUUGACCGAGACUCAGGCGACUGACCUACUCCAGGGCGGUCGGUUAGAUGACUUGAUUGAAUUAUGCAGUCCUUCUCUGAAGCUCAACGACGAGACCGUCGCAGCUAUUCUCUGUGUCAUUGUGUCAUUCGUCAAGAAAUGCCGGAAUUUUGCCUUCUCGGUACCAGAACUACAACAGCAGCUUCGAAGGAUUCUCGUUGCGCAGCUUCACCGGGCAUUUCCCCUGGAAGACGCAUUGCUGAUCUCAUUGGUUGACUCAUGGUUCGCGAUUGCAUUCUCGAAGGUUGUUUCGGGUAGCGAAGACUGGGACACCUAUCUUUCCAACUGGGGAGCACACUCUUUUACGCGGCUUGCAAGUAACCGACCAGGGACACAUUGUCACAUCCUGUUCGUAAGCAAGGUUGUUGCUGACGAGCAGUACUUGAACGCGAAUGUGUUUGAUCUCCUUGAAAUCUGGUUGUCGUCUAUACUGAAGCCGCUGAGUGACAUGAAAUUUGAGCAUGUCCUGACGAACAAUUUACUACAGCAUGCUCCCCGCAUGCUUGGGCUGGCUGCUCUACAUCCGGAGCGAACAAGCGGGAGAGAAUGUUCUCUCCUCAGCUUCGAUGAUUUCAUCCACCAACGCCAGUCCAUCCUGAGACAUGUUGUCCGUCAAAUCUACCUUGUUGGUGGAGCUGGAACCCCCGAAGCAGAAUCUUGCAAGGAUCAGUUGUUGCGAUUACUACGAACCAUUUCUAGAGCUAUGAACAAUACCUGGGAACGGACGCCACAUGAAGAACGAACUGCGUUAGCCGGUUUCAUGCACGGACUUGUUUUUGAGCUUAAUAUGUCCCCGUUUCCAGAGUUCAAAUGCGAUUUCUCUUACAUUACAUACGCUACGACUGCGCAAGACAAGGCUAUCCAACUCGAAGGUCUGUUUAUUCGGAACACGGCACAAUCUGAUCCUGUCAAUUACGAACUUGCUGUCCAGGUCUUUGGGGACGUUUGCCAAUUGGCAUCGUUGAGGGAGCGGUAUGAAAUUAGCGAUCUCCUUGCAGCAACAUUCUCCGCGAGUGAUUUUAACUACAUCGAUGAUGAGGGGCAAUUUCGCUUGGAUCUCCAUGCUCAGCUAGUCUUCAUGAAGGCCGUCUUCCCUGUCUGGCUUGAGCAUUCUCUCACCCAGCUCGUGGAUCAUAAUCAUUCCGCACUCAGUGUCGUCCUUGCCGUUGCUCUCCAUGUCCUUGAUGCUCUCGAACUGCGAGUCGACCUUGAAGACCAGUCGCGGAUGGAACAAUUUGCCGAACUUACUGUGGCCAUGCUGGCGGCUGUCGCGAGAGCCUUUCAGAGCGCUUCUGACGGCAUUUCCUACCAUGCCAGGAAACUGGAGGUGCUAGCCACCCUCGUAUCUCUUUGUUCGAGGUGCUGCAGCCGUUGGGCUCACCUGCAGCUUCUAUUUCCAGGCUCUGAACGACUCGCAGCUCUGCAAUUUCACGUGCAAGGACACGGGCUUCAUAUCUACAGCCACGCUUGUAAAGCCGUUGGAAGGGAUUGCCGACCUUCCUGGGUGAAGGAGGUUGACUUCAUCCUUGCGGAAGCUGGUUUUGCUGAUCCGGAAGAGAUUGGUAUGAUCAGGGGCUAUGCGGUCAAGGAUUUGGACCGGCUGGGUCGCAACGGGCAAGAAGACGAAACAUCAGUGGACAUCGCGGGGUCCAGAUUGCAGGUGGGAUGUGCUGUGGAGGAGAUGGCGGAAGUGUUAGCCUUGUUGGGUGUGGACCAGGAUUGGAAAGUGAGCACAUCGUUAGAGUAA